CGGUCCAAUGAGCUUCCAGAUCACUGGCGCGGUGGGCGGGGCCAAACCAAGCGCAAACAUGGCGGCGUCCUUAGAUGAUGAUUUUGAGUCUGACAACCAGGACUACUACUCUCUGCUCAACGUCCGGAGGGAGGCCCAGCAGGAGGAGCUGAAGGCCUCCUACAGGAGGCUCUGCAUGCUCUACCACCCCGACAAGCACCGCGACCCCGAGCUCAAGAGACGCGCCGAGCAGCUGUUCACACAGGUGCACCAGGCCUACCAAGUGCUCAGCGACGCUCACUCCAGAUCCAUCUAUGACAUCUUUGGGAAGAAAGGCCUGGAGCUGGAGGGCUGGGAGGUGGUGGAGAGGAAGAGGACGGCGGCCGAGAUCCGAGACGAAUACGAGAGACUGAGGAGAGAGAAGGAGGAGAGGAGGCUGCAGCAGAGGACCAACCCCAAGGGCACCAUCAGCGUGGGCGUGGACGCCACCGACCUGUUCGACCGCUACGACGAGGACUUUGAGGAGGUGGCAGGAGGAGGAGGAGGGUUCCCUCACCUGGAGAUCAACAAGAUGCACAUCUCCCAAUCCAUCGAGGCUCCUCUGACCCGCUCAGACACGGCGGUUCUGUCCGGUUCUCUCUCCACACACAACGGGACCGGAGGAGGGAACGUCAACGUGACCGUGAGGAGGGCCACCUCCUCCCAGGGCUGGGGAGAGGUGGAGUUGGGUGCCGGAGACGUUCUUGGACCUCUCAUUGGCUUGAAGGUGUUUCGCAACCUGACCCCGCGGUGCUUCCUGACGGCCCAGUGCGGGCUGCAGUUCUCUCCUGGCGGCGUGCGGCCCGGCGGUUCUGUGAUGGCGGCCCGCCACCUGGACCAGAACACCAUGGGCUACCUGCAGUGGCGCCGCGGGCCGGUCGGCGCCGUGACCUCCAGCCUGGUGCGCGACACCAAGAGCAGCCGCCUCACGCUGGCCCUGCAGCUCGGCCUGGCCCACUCCUACCUGAUGAUGAGCUACCAGUACAAGUUCCAGGACCAGGACCAGACCAAAGUGAAGGGCUCCGUGAAGACCGGCUGGUUCGGCACCGUCGUGGAGUACGGCGCCGAAAGGAAGAUCAGCCGGCACAGCGUCCUGUCGGCCACCGUCAGCGUGGGCGUCCCUCAGGGCGUCACGCUGAAGAUCAGGUUGGUGCGGGCCAAUCAGACGUUCCUGUUCCCGCUCCACCUGACCGACCGCCUGCUGCCCGGCGCCGUGUUCUACGCCACGGCCGGCCCCCUGCUGGCCGUCCUGCUGCUGCAGCGACUGGUCAUCGGCCCGUACACACGGGCCCAGGAGGAGCGAGAGCUGGAGCUGCACAGGAAGAGCUCGGCCACGGACAUCGCCAAGAAGAAGCACGAGGCCGAGUCCGCUGUUCUGCUGAUGCAGGAGUCGGUGAGGAGAGUCAUCGAAGGAGAGGAAUCCAAGAUGGGCCUCCUCCUCCUGAACGCCUGGUACGGGAAGUUUGUGUCCGACACCAGCCAGAAACAGGAGAGGGCAAAGGUCAUCGACGUCACCGUGCCGCUGCAGUGCCUGGUGAAGGACUCCAAACUCAUCCUCACCGAGGCCUCCAAGGCCAGGCUGCCGGGCUUCUACGACCCGUGUGUCGGGGAGCAGAAGAGCCUGAAGCUGCGGUACCGGUUCCGGGGCACGGUGCAUGAGGUCAUCGUUGCCGACGGCGACUCGCUACGGAUACCCAAACAAUCUCACAGGAUUGAGCCGGAGUCCUAGGAGCCCAGAGCCCAGACCCCCAAGGAGCCCAGACCCCCAAGGAGCCCAGACCCCCAGGAGCCCAGACCCCCAAGGAGCCCAGACCCCCAAGAGCCCAGACCCCCAGGAGCCCAGACCCCCAGGAGCCCAGACCCCCUCUGUGUUGAUGGACUACCUGCUCCUCCCUCUCCUGGACCCCUCAGAGACGCUGAUGACUCCUUCAUGUCUCACUGGACUCUGGGCUCCACUAUGCAGGAGCUCAGAGACCCAGAACCCACCAGAACCUCCUCGUGCAUUCUGCUGGACGUUCUCCUCCCUCCUGCCUCCGCUGUGUCGUCAUCUUCCUCAUGAGGUCAAACAGGAAGGUAACAACGUGAACGUUGAGCUGACGGAGAACUCUUCUUAAUGUUCUGCGUCCUCUGGAUGACUCGUCUGUUUAAGCCCCGCCUCCUCUACAUGGACCCUAACCUCGUCUCCUAGGUUAUAAUCCAUCUGGAGCUCUUUGUAUAUAUGAAAUGAUAUUAACUAAACUUUCCUGAGGUAUUUAUCAUAAGGUGUUAUCUUCAGUGUUGGAUGUGUUCGAGUGAAGCUUCGUUCCUCUAAUAAACGUCACGUGGA
Pseudoliparis swirei is the source of this 2344-nucleotide messenger RNA. RefSeq names its product dnaJ homolog subfamily C member 11-like. NCBI's taxonomy places the organism in Eukaryota, Metazoa, Chordata, Actinopteri, Perciformes, Liparidae. Gene Ontology annotation, biological process: cristae formation. The transcript is spliced from 16 exons. The record is from RefSeq and is a predicted model, not a curated record. Bases 8 to 1747 code for a protein of 579 amino acids.